CUGAACAAUAUUCAGGUGUGGUAACCGUAGCCUAAGUGGAAUAAUUGAUUCCAGCCUAAUUUUUCAACUGACCGUCGUCAAUCCAAGCCGUAUCACAUUCUUACCCACGACACUGUGAGGACCAAAAUCAUUUACAGUUUAACUGAAAAUCAUUGACCGUUUCGAAUAGCUCUGUUGAAAGGUGAUUUUUAGACAUUAACUUCAGAAUCAUCAGGUUCAUGAAAUGGGAGGAGUGAACGAAUAUAAAUGUGGGGAAUGAUCUUCUACUCUGACAUCUUUCUAUAAGAAAAAUAGAUGGUUUGAAUCCCACCGACAGGAACAUCCACACACCAGUACAGCUGUCAGAGGAAUAGAUUGGUGAUUUUCACGCUAUGUUAAUUGAGGAGCGUAUAUUAACACUUUUCCGUAGGAACUGUCAACAUACACUGACAUACUGGAGUGUGUUCUUUAGCUUUGGACUGAGCAUCGCCUUCCUGGGGCCUACGAUCAUAGAUCUGAAAUGCCAGACAGGCUCCACGUUACAGGAGAUCACCUGGGUGUUCUUCUCCCAGCAGAUCUGCCUGCUCAUCGGCAGCUCGGCUGGAGGACUUUUCACAAAAACGUUGUUCGGUGCUCUCAUCGCUCUGUUUUUCUCCUCCCUCAUCAUCUCUGUGGUUUUUGCUAUCAUCCCACUUUGCUAUAAUGUGCUGUUGCUGGCGGUUGCUAUGGCAGUGUCAGGCCUGGCUAUGGGCAUCAUCGACACUAUAGCAAACUUCAGACUGGUGUCUAUGUAUAAGAAAGACUCUGCUAUCUUUCUGCAGGCACUGCACUUCUUCAUUGGGCUCGGCGCUCUGGUGAGCCCCCUGAUUGCAGAGCCUUUCAUAUCAGAGCACUGCAUGGGCAGUAAUAGCACAGAAAAUGCCACAGAGACACUUCGCCACUUCAGAUCCAGCGACAGGUCACCUGCAAUCCUUGACGAGCAUUCCCUGCACUCUGAGCUAGUCGAGGAGAAGGCCAGUGUGUCAUACGCCUUCUGGAUCAUGGCUGUCAUAAAUUUGCCUGUGCCGAUUGCAGUUUUUGUGUUGAUGUACAAAGAGAAGCUGCUUCGCUGUUGUACGAGCAGCCCUCCACGACUGCUGGACAAAGAUGAGUUAGCCAUGGAGACUAAAGCACCAGAAAUCACAGAAAUGCCUGAACCAUACGACGCAGAUUUACAUCAUUCAGGACAUGGGAACAUUUUCAGCUGCUGCAUGAAUAGUAACCUGCGUGGGUUACCGGUCACUUUUUUUGUUAUCCAUAUCUUGGGUGGAAUGGUGCUGUUUAUGACAGAGGGCAUUAUGGGGGUCUAUGCCGGCUUUGUUUACACGUAUGCUGUUUCAGCUCCCAUUUCACUGCACGCUAAAAUGGCAGGAUACCUGAACAGUAUCUUCUGGGCGGCCGUCACAGCUGGACGACUGGUGUCUGUCCCGCUAUCGUACCGCUUCAGGCCAGUGCAUCUGCUCAUCGUGAACCUGGCUGGUGUGAAUGUAACAUUGCUGCUGUUACUGAUCCUUUACACAAAUAGAGUGUUUCUGUUUGUUGGGACGACCUUGCUCGGGCUUUUCAUCAGCAGUGUUUUCCCCUGCAUAGUGGCCUACACUGAGGACAUCCUAAACUACCGUGGAUGUGCAACAACACUUUUAGUGACAACUUCCGGAAUGGGUGAGAUGACGUUGCAAGUGUUGGUUGGAUCACUUAUUCAGAAACAAGGCAGCUACAGUUUUUUGGUAUGUGGUAUGGUCAUCGGAUGCCUUGGUUUCAUCUUCCUCUUUAGCGUGAUCCUGUGCAACAGCAUCCACAGAAAUCUCACAGGAGCAUCUAAAAAAGCAGCACCCGCUCCACCUGCUUCAGAGAAAGUUGCUCCAGAACAGAAAGUUGCUGUUAUACAGCCUGAAUCAAUUAAAUGUGACUCUGGAUGAAACCAUUGACAGGUCGCAACCUGCUGGAAAUACUUGACAACUGUAAACAGUGAAUGUGCUUUUAUCAUAUUUCUGAUAUUUGUGUAAAAAACAACAGAAAACCCUACAGUGAUGCAAUAUGUUUUAUGUAUAAGUUUGGUAUUUUAUAUAUAUAUAUAUAUAUAUAUAUAUAUAUAUAUAUAUAGUUUAUUUGUUUAGUUUCUUGCAAAUAAUCUUGACUGAACAGGAAGAGAAGACAAAUGUGAGAUGUAUGAUUACAGGAGGGGAACUAAGUCAUUUAUGGCUCAUUAAAAUGGAUAAAUAUAAAGUUUUGAGCUUUACCUAAGACUGAAAAUUAUUAACACCAAAUUAAAUGAAUAAUUCACCAAUCCAAGAAUUCCAAGAACUUCCUUAUUUCUUCAAAACUAUUUUUAUCUUGUUAAAAAUGGUCUUAGGCUGGAAGGUCAUGGCCAGAAUAUUGUACUGGUUAUUCACUUUGGUGUUUAUUUGAAAAAUUCACGACUAACGCAAAAAGAUAUUUGCAGUAAUAUUGCAAUAAAUUAUUGUUUACCGUGUCAAGAGACGAACACAAACUUUGUGUUCUGCCAAAAUAAAUGUGCAGAAGAUGUC
This is a messenger RNA of Pimephales promelas (fathead minnow), 2546 nucleotides long. RefSeq names its product solute carrier family 60 member 1b (gene slc60a1b). NCBI's taxonomy places the organism in Eukaryota, Metazoa, Chordata, Actinopteri, Cypriniformes, Leuciscidae. Gene Ontology annotation, molecular function: D-glucose transmembrane transporter activity. The record is from RefSeq and is a predicted model, not a curated record.